Messenger RNA from Fusarium tjaetaba, 843 nucleotides. RefSeq lists its product as uncharacterized. Bases 1 to 843 code for a protein of 280 amino acids. The record is from RefSeq and is a predicted model, not a curated record. The transcript is spliced from 2 exons. Lineage: Eukaryota; Fungi; Ascomycota; Sordariomycetes; Hypocreales; Nectriaceae.
AUGGCCGAUGGAGCGAAACAAAUCGAUGCAGUUGCACUUGGCGUGAAGACACUGUUGAUGAUUGACCCUUCGGCUCUUCAUCAUUCUUCCGAUAGACUUGAGAAGGGGACAUAUCGAACUCACUGGAAAGAAGACGUACCUUUCAGCAAAUACAUCCAAGACUCGUUUCCACUUGGCAAUCACAAUGUACUUAGCUACAACAAUAGUGAGUUGUUUGCGGAGGUCAAGAAGGAGCUCAAAGCUGUCAACCUGAAGAAACGACUGGGUAUCACCAUUAGGGCGACAUCGGAUAUUCGAAACCACCUGCAUUUUGACAGAAAGAACAAUUACCUCGAGGUUUAUCAUUACACCUCUUUUCUGAAAGAGCAGCUGAGAGUGACUCGGGAUGUUGGAGAUUGUUCCAGUCCGUCUUCUUCACUCAAGAGAGGGGUAUUACCACGCCAACUAGUCCUUGAAGUAUUGGACUCUCUCCAGGGAACUCUGUUCCCGCUUUCAGAUCCAAGGUCCAAGAAACUUCUCCGCUCACUCAUAAUGAAGUGCUCUUUCGAUCCAGAUGUCCUCAACUUUGAAGUCAGCUCAGUGAGACGAGUAGGAGAAGAGAGCGUUCCAUACGUCUAUUUAGCCGACAGGCUAGCAGACUUAUACAACGAACUCCAGACUCCUCGACCUCGUGGCUGGCUCCAGCAGUCGAUGCAGAGAAAGAGUGGUGCGAGGCAUGUCAUGAUGGCUACACUUAUCGGCGUCAUCUUUGCUGUGCUCUUGGGAAUAGCCUCGCUCGCUGUGAGUUCGUACCAGGCCUGGAUAGCAUAUCAGGCGUGGAAGCACCCGGUUCAACCUUCCUAG